Messenger RNA from Penicillium olsonii, 396 nucleotides. NCBI's taxonomy places the organism in Eukaryota, Fungi, Ascomycota, Eurotiomycetes, Eurotiales, Aspergillaceae. The record is from the annotation of a GenBank genome assembly.
AUGAUUCAAUUAAAGACACUAUUAAGUUGUAUCGACAACUCCGGCGCCUCGAUCGUCGAGUGCGUCAACGUCCUGAAGAAGAAGCGGCCCGCGACUAUCGGUCAGUCUCCGAUCCAAUCUCCACUACGAAGACAAAGAACGCGUAUUAACCAGAUGCUUUGUGCAGGUGACCGGAUUGUCGUCGUCGUCCAGAAGCAGCGAUCUGCAGGCUCCGAAGCCACCACCGCCGCAGCGCUUGCGAACAAGGUCCGUCGUGGUGAUAUCAGACAUGCGGUCGUGGUGCGCGUGAAGAAGGAGCUGCAGCGACCAGAUGGGUCAUUGGUCCGCUUUGGUGACAAUGCUUGCGUGCUCGUGAACAAGUCCGGGGAUCCCAUCGGAACACGAAUGAACGGUUAG